Molecule: messenger RNA, 4173 nt
Organism: Durusdinium trenchii
Lineage: Eukaryota; Dinophyceae; Suessiales; Symbiodiniaceae
Source: the annotation of a GenBank genome assembly
AUGUCAAGCUUUGCUGCAGUGGACGAAUUGACAGAGUCUGGGGAUGAGGGUGGUGAGAACCUUGGCAAGUCCACGCCAAGACUUUCUGUGCCUCAAGCCAGCUCACGGCGCAAGAGUUCAAAGCGAAAACGGGAGGAGGCGUCCGCAUGCUUCAAGAAGCAGCUGUCCAGCGAGGAUUCUUUGCGCAAUUUGCUAGCAAAGGCUUGUGUUCAAUGCAACCACCGGUGCUUGGAGAAGUUCAAGUCAUUGUCCAAGUUCAAAGAGCUGAAAGAAUUUCGGGAUGACUGGGUAGGACUUGACAAGCUGGAUCAGGACCAGCUGGCCUUUGAUAGAAUUCGAGGGAUCCUGGAAGAACCUCGGGAUGAGGGUGUGCCUCCAAGGUGGACUAUCCUUAAUGUGCAGGUUUGCUUGCGUGCUUGGAAGCGGUUACAUGCCUUAGGUAGCCACCGAUUCGGCAAACUACGGGAAGCUGUGGAAGCUGGACGGCAGGGUCCACCGUGUGAUAUGCGGUACUUGCGUGCCCCCAAAGCUGACAUGACAGGCGAGAGCAGCAAGGGUCGGGUUGUGACGUUUUUGGAACAAAUUUACACAUCACAGGCUGAGACCCUGCCAGACUUCCGAGAUACUUUGGGUGACUCCGAUCUAUCUCAUGGAUAUGAACUUGAUGUCACUGUGAAGCACCAGUUCCAUGACGCUUAUGGAGAAAACGUGGGCAAGUCCGGCGAGAAUAAGAAGACCAAGUGUCGCCAAACCUUCCGUUCGAUUAGAAUAAACCCAGAAAAGUUGAAGAAUCAAGAAGUGCGACACUUGCCGCCUGGUUCCAUGAAAGACAUAUAUGAGCAGUUUUGCAUUUCUGAGCCUGAAGGGGCGAAGGUUGGCUUUGCCACGUUCUGGCGAACGUGGCGGUCCGAGUUUCCGAAUCUUCGGUUUCGCCCAUACAGCAGUCAUGCGAUUUGCAACGAAUGCAUCCAACACAAACUCCUUGUCAAGGACCUCUCCCACCACAUAAAGGCUCGAAGCGCGCAACAGGCGCUGUACGUUCAGCACCUGGACGCGCAAUAUCAGGACCGACUAUCGUACUGGAAGUCACGAUCCUUGUCUCGGAUGCAGAGUGGCGAGUUGGUGACAAUAAUCGACAGCAUGGAUCAAGCGAAGUUUGCAUUUCCAAGAAGCAGCCUGUUCCGCACCAAGGACUUGAACAAAUGUCAGAGAGGGCGGGCACACGUGACAGCGGCCAUUUGUCAUGGUUUCAACACCUUACUGACAAUCAGCCCACCAGAGCUACCAAAGGAUGCCACGACGAUGAUCGAAAUUCUUGCCCACAGCAUGACAUUGGCCCAGAGACAAGGGGCGCAGCUGGAUCAAUUGUGCUAUGUGGUGCAGAAGGGGUUCAUGACACCAGCAAUGCCGGUCUUUGUCAAAGGCAUGGGUGGCCGGGGUCCAGAUUCCAUUGUGCAGGAUGACCUCUGGCAUUUGCCUCCACACCCUCGCGAUGUCAUUCUUCAGACCCUCAGUUCUCUUGCUAGGUUGCAGAAGCAAAAUAAUGCUCGAGAAGGUGCAGACUAUGUUGUGGGGGCUCGGAAGGACAUGGCGCUUCAAGCUGCUGCAUUAGCCUGGAGUCAGGGCGUUCCAUGGGCUGAGGCUUUGCUUGAUGGACGAGAAGUGUUGGAUCCGAGGUGCUGCUACCUCAUGAUCAAGGUGGCGGUGGUGCUGUCAGUCAAUAAGCAGGAUGUUUCGCUCCUUGCCGAGGUUUGCAAGAGGGACCCGGACAGUGCCGAAAACGUCCGUGAGACAUGUACCAAGCUGCUGCGAUUCGGAAUAUCAGGAAUUGGCGAGUCAGUGAUAGAUCUGGGCGUGGUCUUGACACAGGCACGGGUCAAGGCCCGAGAUGGUUCGUGGGACGAUGUGGCCACCAUUUCGUUGGCAAGCCUCGGGGUAACUCCUGUGCCAGGGAGGUUUUUAACCAACAGUGCCAUCCCUGGCACAGAGCGGAUAGCAGUGACAGCUCCAGACAGUGCUUUCAUGGACUCAGAGUACAAGGGUUUGCCGCGAUUUGCUGGGCCCAUUCAGUGUGGCUUAUGUGAAGGGCUGGAGGAGAUCCGUAGCAUGUUUGAUAUGCUUGGAGGCGAUCAGGUGCCUUCAGGCAUCAGCCUAGCCAGCACCGCAACGAGAAAGGCUCCAAACGCAUUCAACUUCCUGAGACAAUUGGAGAUCAUUCAGCGAGCCACCAAGCAGAGCGCUGAAGCUGCGUUUGAGGUGAAGCUUUUCCUCUCGCGGCUGAUUGCGGACUGGGACAGGAAGCCUCCUGAAUUGAGGACACAGUGGCUGUACAAGGACGCAGUAGCUCUUCACUCUGCAAGUGGCUUCUUUGUAUAUCUCAUGAACGAGCUUGAAAAGAAGGUGCCAAAGAGUGACUUUUUGAACGCAAAGGUCAAUCUGGAGGCCCAAUUCAUGAGUGGGUUCCAAGAUCCGGAGAUUCUUCAUUUGCUGCAAUCCACUGUUCCGCCAGUCAACCUGCGGGAUGUUUCCUUUGUGCAGAAUGUGGUGGUGGCGGUGGAAGCACGGGUGCAGAAAGAAGUGGAAACCAAGAAUGCAGAGCUGGCUGCAAAGGUUCACGCAGCAACACUUGAGCAGAUCCGGCAUCAAGUGAACAAAGACCUUGAUGUGUUACGGGCACGCCUCCAAGGGAAAGAACAAGAGGCCUUGGAAUCGAUGAAGGAUCAAGCCUACCUCAGGGAGAAGGGGCAAGCUUUCACCCAGCAAUGGAUGGAGGACAAUUGCAAAUUGAUUCGGGUUGACCAGUCCAUGAACAAUGCCAUGCCAGAGGUUGGGCGCUUCCUCUCCAAGGUCAGCAGCAAGCGAACGCUGGUUUUGGCCAUGGCAGAUUGCUCAGUGUGGCCUUCUAACGCGACCUAUCUCCAGAAUGCCCUCAAUGUUGUGAAGUCUAUUGCGAACCUCGGGCCCACCAAUGCUGCAUUCGCAUUGCUCCCAUUGCAACAUGCUGCCAUCCAUUGGCAAGCGUUGCUUAAGCACAGAAGAUCAUUGGAAGACAGUCUGGCCAGUGGAGGCUUGGAUGUCCUCAACACCGUUUCCGUGAUGUUCUCCAAGCCCAAUUCGGCUGGCAACGACAAGCGCAGACCUUGUCAGCAAGCCAUCUUCUCCACUACAUCCAGCACCCAGACUGAGAACGUUUGGACUUCCUCGAGUGGGUGGGUGUCUCAAGCAAUUGGUCCAGUUCCACUGGUCAAAAUUGCUGAGAUGAUUGGCUAUGAUGCAGAGGCACUCUUCAAAGAUGUUCCUUUCCUCCCAGACGACACCGUGGUGCUUCUUGACGUGAUCCCAAACAAGCACUGCGAACUGGGUCGGGCAGUUGUUCAGCGACUUCUUGUUGACAAGAAUCGGGACCCUGCGCUGGUGUACUGUGGGCUCAUGUUUGAGAAGGACGGCCAGGAGGCAGAUGCGGCUCUCCAGAAGAUCAUCUAUGAUUUGUGGGACGCUGAUCCAGAGUCGCCUCCCAAGCGGCGCGAGCGUGAGGAUUUGCCAGACCCUCAUUUAGAGGUUUUGGCAUGGUCCAAUGGAGUCUGCCGCUUUCCGGAGAGUCUCUUCAACAAGUUCACCCCUGGCACCAAGAGUUACGUGGAACUCACCGAGUUGAAGGAGGAGGUGUUGAAGGUUUGCCCCGAAGCAGCGCAGGCAGAGACAGGUCCAAGUGGUGUCUCCACAGCGCCGCGUGCUGGUGGAAAGCCAGACUUCACCAUUGAGGGAGGGAAGGAGCCCCUUGAUGUUACCAGGGAUGUGGAUCUGCCUAUUAUCAGCGCCGCAGACUUCAACUUUUCCAGGGGCAGGCCAUCGUUGUUUGUCACCCCAUCCAUGGAGAUGUUCAUUGGGAACCCUACGAAUGAGAAAAUGACCUUGAGUGGAUGUGAGAUUUGUGGAUUCAACACUGGCACUUUUGAGGAGAAGAUCGUGACUAACAUGGGUGAGUCAGAGACCGCCUGUUUGCCCUGGCGGUUGCCCGAUGACUUGGCUUUGGUAUUGAACUCUGAGCGCAAGCUGUUGAGCUUGGCGGACUUCAUUCACCAAGCAGUGACCGUGAAUGGCCUGGCUGAGUUUGAACUUCGUGACCAUAUCUUGACUCCAAAGCAACUUCCACCAGUCACGUGGCUGAGUUGA